AUGGAUUUCGGCGGCUUCGGCGACGCGCCGCCGGCUCAGGCACCCUUCGGGGGUGGCGCUCAUCGUGGGCCGUUCCCCAAGGCAGCGGCCGCGCCGCGGGGCGCGCCGUCGGCCACGGCGGGGCUCAUGCUCCACACCACUCUCGAGACUACGGGUUUCGGAGACCUCGCCACGGCGUUGGUGGCUGGCGUCGGCGGCGACUUGAGCACCACCGUCACGGACUUCGUGGCCGUCCCAGAGCAGAUCUUGGUCGACAUGAUCGGCCAGCUCGAGGUCGAGGGCGUUCCCGCGUCUGGCAUCGUCCGCGGCCGCGCGGUGCGUGCGAUUCGGGCCGUCUUCGACGUCGCGGGGCUGCCACCGCCAAGCUUGGGCGCGUCAAUGCCCCCAGCUCCUGCCACGCGGCCUUCCGGGGCCACGCAGGACGAGCCGUCGCCAGGCGACAACAAGCGGCGGUUCUCGGAUUUCAUCGACCAGGCGGCGGAGGGCACCUUCAACCUUCUUUCGAAGGACGACGUUGCGGCGGCGCGCCUGAGGUACGUCACCGUCACGGGGGGCCCCCCUCCGGCGCACGCGCGGCCCUCGGCUGAGCAGAUCUCGGGGCUCGCGGCGCUGCUCAAGGCCAAGGCUUCGCCCUACGUCGAUUUCGGCGUGUUUGGGACGCACGGCCGCAGGAGGGCGAAAGCCAGGAAAUUCGAUGCCCAAACCUUCGUCGAAGGGCGCCUCGAGACGAGGAUGCUGACGGGCCCUUCGAACUUCGAGGCAUGGAGGUCGUCCUGGCUGGUCUUCCGCUCAUGCGUGAUCUGCCUCGGGGCCGCCCCGCCCGCGGUUUUGGGCGAGUGCGAAGAGGGCAUCCGCCAGCUGUCCAUCUUGUACCCGUCCUAUUGGGGCGUCAUCCUGAGGGCCGACGACACGGUCAGGUCCGAGAAGUGGGGCGCGCUCCUGGAGGAGUACCUCGACGCCAACCCCGACGACGACCAGGCGUGGGCGUGCGUCAUCCGCGCCUCUGCCUUCGGCGCCGAGCCGGCGGUCUCCAAGUUGGGCCAUUGGUGGUGGAUGCACGUCGGCGCCCCCUGCACUAAGGAGGGCGGCAAAGCCGGCGCUCUUGUCGACCGCUUGGAGGGCGCGCCAGCUGGGGCGCUACCGGACCCCGCAGCCCCGCCGCCUCGUCCCGCGGACGACGCUGACGCGGCGGUGGCUUUGCUAGCGCGCACCGUCUCCGGCCGCGUGCACCGGCGCGUUCUCCGCGGCGGGGAGCAGGCGUCCGCCGCAGACGUGAAGCGGUCGGAGGAUGCCGCUUGCCAGGUGCAGCGGCAGGCAGGGGACCCUGACCGAGCCAUUGCGGAUUGGCUACUGGAGGGCGCGCCGAUGGGGAUCACGCGGGACACCCCCCCUGGCGGGCUUUUCCCCGCGGCGGAAUCCGAGGCGUCAACGGAUUUAGACGCGCUCCUCGAGCGCGCGGCCGACUUGGGGAACCACCCUUCCUUCUACGAGUUGCGCGGCCAGGAUCGGCCGCCAGGCGUCGAGCAGCUCCAGUGCUUGGUCAACCAGGGGUUCGGGAUCCUCUUCGAGGACCGCGCGGCGGCGGAGGCCUUCUACUCCACCGCCGUUUUCCCGGAUCUGAAGGCGAACCUCGUCAACUCGGCGGUGACCCUCGCGGAGCGCCAGGCUCUGCCGACGAUCAUCGACCACGCGUUGGACGUCGCCCUGCUUUUCUCCUGGGCUCAGGAGGGCGGCGUGUGCUGGACUCUGGUGUUGGACUUCGCGGACGCCUUCAUGUCAGUGCCGUUGCACCCGGACGAGCAGCCGUUCGAUUGCGCGCACGUCGGGCACGCACUGCGGAGGGACAUGCCGCCGGCCUACCCGCAGGAGGCGCGCGAGGGGCGAUUCGUGGUCUGGCGGGUCCUGGGGUUCGGCGGCAAGCCCAACCCCGUCGUGUUCGGGCGCGUGGCGUCCUUCGCCGCACGCACCGCGCAGGCCCUGCUCCGGCCAUUCGCGCGGUCGGGUUGUGGCCACGCUGCCGCCGCCGCUGGUCGCCUGCAGCUCUACGUCGACGACCCGGUUCUCACCGUGGCGGGCACGCCGGCAGCAGCGCAAUUGGCGAUCGACCUUGCCCUGACUUGGUGGCUCCUCCUCGGGGUGCCGCUCGCUUGGAAGAAGGGCGCGCUGUACGCGCGCGAGCACCUGUGGAUCGGAGCCAUGUUCAUUCCGUAUUCGCCCGGCGAGGUUCACGUCAUGCUGCCCACAGAGUUCUUGGCAGAUCUCUUCAGGCUCCUCGAGCCCUUCGCGGCGGGGUCAGGCCAUGCGUCCGUGGCGGCUGCCCGCCGCGUCGUCGGGAAGUGCGCGCGGGUGGCCUACGUGGUCCCCGACGCGGCGCCCUUCGCGGCCGCUCUCUGGGGCGCCCUUGCUGGCGCUGCGGCAGCCGACCGGGAGGCACCUCCGGGUCGCGUCGCGUGCAGGAGGUUCGGGGCUGCCGCAAGGUGGAUGCGGGCGCUCGUCAACCCUUCCGGUCUCGACCUGCUCCCCCUUCGGCGAGUCGUCAGGGCCCAGGAUGAGCAGCGGGGGCGCGCUUCCGACGCCGUGGUGAAGUUCGACGCUUCCCCGUGGGGCUGCGGCGCAGCGCUCUACAGGCGCGGCGUCCCUGUGGAGUUCUUCGCCCUCACGUGGUCGGACGACGUCUGCGGUCUUUUCAACGUCGGCACGGGCGACCCCAGGCACCAGUCUUUCUGGGAGUACCUCACAGUGUUCCUGGUGUUGUGCGUGUGGGGAGAUUCGUUCCGCACCGAGGUCCUCACCAUUGCGGGCGACAACGUCGCGGCUCUGGAGGGGGCCCUCAACCUCCGUGGCAAGGGCCUCCUCAACCACAUCACCCGUGAGAUCGCAUGGCGGCGCGCGCGGCGCCGGUGGGAGUAUGUGGUCUCGCACUUGCCGGCGGAGCACAGCGAGACCGCCGACGCGCUGUCCCGGUUGGCCGCGCCGGACCCCGCUGAGCUCCCGGCGGAGCUCACCGAGGCGGAACAGGUCGGCGCGCCCAGCGUCCCCGAGCUCUUCGUGACGAUGAGGGCGCCCCCGG
This is a messenger RNA of Prorocentrum cordatum, 3070 nucleotides long. NCBI's taxonomy places the organism in Eukaryota, Dinophyceae, Prorocentrales, Prorocentraceae. The record is from the annotation of a GenBank genome assembly.